AUGGUUGCAACAACUUCGCCAGGGGCUCAAAAUGAAACCAUGACUGGGUCAGCGGCUGAUCAAACGGCGCUGCUGCGGUAUGCAACACCCAUCUCGACAUUUGGCGAGGGCACAAUCGAUGUCUACCUCCAGGGAAAUGAUGGCCGUGUGUAUAGCAAGCAGUAUAUCAAUGGCUCCUGGCAACCCUCCGGUACCGCAUUCUGGAACUUGGGUGGCAUCGUAACCUCUAAUAUUGGGGCUGUAUCUCGUUCUUUUGGACACACAGAUCUAUUUGCACGAGGGAUAGAUUUUGACAUCUACAAUCAAACUCGAAACAACACCGACCCCUAUGGUUCACCACAGUCUUGCCUUUGCUGGGAUCCCAUGAACGGUACUGCUCUCAGUGGACCUGAAGUCGCCUUCUCUGAGUCAAACUCAUUUGAUGUAUUCCAGUACGGCUGGGACGGGAUCCUGUACGACAUCCCAUGGCGGGAGUCCUCUGCAUCCUCAACGUUGACCCGGGGAAAUUGGAGUUGGCUUGGUGAGUAUGACGGGUUGACUAACGACUGGUUGAAUUUCACUCCCUCUGUCGUAUCCUGGGGUGUGGGCCAUUAUGAUUUCUUCGGUGUGCGAAGCUCUGACCACGCUCUGUACCAUCGUGCCUUCAACGAGGGAGCUGGAUGGAGCGUCGACUUUGGAAGGCUGGGCGGGUACUGCACAAGUCGACCAGCAGCAGUAUCGGUUGCAAGUGGCCGCUUAGAUGUGUUCGUUCGCGGUGGAGACGCAAGAGUAUGGCAUACUUCCUACUAUGCUGGUGAUACCAAAGGGUGGAGUGAUUUCGAAUCGCUGGGAAAUAUUACCAUCCUAGGAGAGCCGCACGCAAUACGAUACCUCAGCAACGGCAUCUCUGUGUUUGUGUGCAACCAGAUGGAUCAUGCGGUGUGGCAUGCGGUGUACGAUGGCAAGGUGUGGACAGAAUGGGUGAGUCUUGGAGGAGACUUUGGAGCUCCACCUAAGGCAAUAUCUAAAAGCCCUGGACAGCUAGACGUUUUUGCAGUCGGGCGUAAAGGAGAGUUGAUGUGGCGAAACUGGGAGGAGGAUCGAGGAGCUUGGCAACCACUUAGUGAGUGGGUGAAUCUUGGGACUGCUACUUAG
Messenger RNA from Exophiala bonariae, 1134 nucleotides. RefSeq lists its product as uncharacterized. The transcript is spliced from 2 exons. The record is from RefSeq and is a predicted model, not a curated record. The coding region runs from base 1 to 1134 and encodes 377 amino acids. NCBI's taxonomy places the organism in Eukaryota, Fungi, Ascomycota, Eurotiomycetes, Chaetothyriales, Herpotrichiellaceae.